AUGUAUCGCCAAAUUCGUGUUGCUGAAUGCGAUAUAACUUAUCAACGAAUUCUUUGGAGAGACGAUCCGUCUGAAAAAUUGCGAGAGUAUGGUAUCAGUCGACUGGGAUUUGGCACAAAUUAUGCACCUUGUGGAGCGAAUCAGUGUGUCAAAAAACUUGCUGAACUGAAUAGCAAUGAAUUUCCACAAGUUGCGGAAGUGAUGAAAAGAGAUAUCUACAUGGAUGACACCAUCACCGGUUCCCACAACUUACAUGGUUUUUCGGAUGCUUCAACUGAAGCGUAUGGUGCUGGUAUUUAUCUACGUUGUGUCGAUGAAAACGGAGAAAUUCACUCAAAAAUCAUUGUCUCGAAAUCAAGGGUUUCUCCGAUCAAAAUUCAAACAAUUCCACGUUUGGAAUUAUCGGCUGCUUUGAUACUGGCGGAACUUGUCAAGUAUACACAAAAAUCUAUUCGUCAUCAAAGUUUUAAUGCUUCGAAUGUAUUUCUCUGGUGUAAUUCACAAGUCGUACUUCAUUGGCUGAAAGGUGAUGCGAGAAAAUGGAAAAUCUUUGUCGCAAAUCGUAUCACAAAAAUUCUUCAGAAAACCGAAUCACAUCAAUGGAGAUAUGUUUCAACUAAGGAAAAUCCAGCUGAUUUGUUAUCAAGGGGAUUGUUUCCAUCAGAGCUUGAAAACAACGAACUUUGGUUCUCGGGACCAGCUUGGUUGAGAUCGCCCGAUAGUACCUGGCCCUCUAAUACAAAAACGGAGAAGGAAGCGGUGAGAGAAAUCGAAUUGGCCGAUGAGUUGAAACCCAUCAAAAUCAAUGUUGUCAACGUAGUUUCAACUCCAACUCAAUAUCUUCACGAUUAUUGUGCUGAAUUAUUUCAAUUAUUGAGAUAUACUGCUUGGUUCCGUCGAUUUUUUCAAUAUUUGAAAGCCAAACAAGAGGUUAAAAGAGGAUCGCUUAGCGUUUCUGAACUGAAUAAUGCUAAUCUUCGUUGGAUUUCCUUUGUGCAAAAGGAAAAUUUUGGAAACAUAGCGCUACUUGUUCAAAGUCAAAGCAAACUUAAAUAUCCGCUUUCGAAAAUGAAUCCAUUUUUGGAUGAAAAUGAAUUGUUGCCAGUUGGUGGACGAUUAAGCUUUUCGGAAGCCAUUUAUGACCAAAAACAUCCGUUCAUUCUGCCAAAAGAAAGCCAUUUCAGCAAAUUGGUUAUCCAACAUCAUCAUCAACUUGCAUUGCAUGUCGGCGUACAACUCACCUUGGCUGAAAUUAGACAGAAAUAUUGGAUACUCGGCGGAAGAAAUCCAGUUCGAUCAGUGAUAACCAACUGUGUCACAUGCUUUCGAAACAAGCCUAAAACAGCGAGCCAGUUAAUGUCCAACUUACCGGCUGUCCGUGUUACACCAUGUCAACGGCCUUUUCUACACACGGGAGUUGAUUUGUGUGGACCCGUUUUGCUGAGAACUUCAAAGAAGCCAGGUAGCAGAAUUUACAAAGGAUACGUGGUUUUAUUUGUGUGCAUGACCAUCAAAGCUGUUCACUUGGAACCCGUAAUCGAUCUAUCAUCAGAAGCAUUUUUAAUGAGUUUCCAGAGAUUCAUUGCUCGACGAGGUAAAUGCAGUGAUCUCUACUCAGAUCGAGGUACAAAUUUCAUUGGUGCACGCACGCUGCUUCGAAAAGACGAAGAAGAAUAUCUCAACGCGAUUCAUUCAGCGCUUAAAGAUAAACUUGCUAAUUUGGGAGUCAACUUCCACUUCAAUCCACCUUCAGCUCCAUCCUUCGGUGGAAUUUGGGAGUCAAAUAUUCGCCGAACAAUGGAUCACCUCAAACAAGUCAUUGGCGAGAAAUCUUUAACAUAUGAUGAAUUGGCUACCAUUCUUGCAAGAAUCGAAAGCUGUCUAAAUUCCCGUCCGUUGAUACCAAUGUCCGAUGAUCCAGAAGAUUUUACUUAUCUAACUCCGGAACAUUUUCUGAUUGGAGACGCAAUGACAUCCGUGCCUAAGCCGAAUGUUCUGGAAGAUUCGGUUCAACUUACUCAUCGCUAUCGAGCCAUGCUGAAACGAGUACAGUCAUUUUGGGCCCUUUGGAAAAAGAGUUACUUACACUCUCUUCAACAGCGUCAGAAGUGGUUGUCAACACAACAAAAU
Messenger RNA from Sitodiplosis mosellana (orange wheat blossom midge), 2130 nucleotides. RefSeq lists its product as uncharacterized. The annotation marks the transcript as partial. Gene Ontology annotation, molecular function: nucleic acid binding. Gene Ontology annotation, biological process: DNA integration. Lineage: Eukaryota; Metazoa; Arthropoda; Insecta; Diptera; Cecidomyiidae. The record is from RefSeq and is a predicted model, not a curated record. The transcript has 2 exons.